AUGACAGAAUACAAACCAUUUCCACUAGCAUCCAAGGUGACUGAAAUCAUUAAAUCUAUCUACAACAUUGAAUCAGAUAAGGAAGCCUGUCAACCUCACAUUGUUCGAGAGUUUUUCGAUAAAGCAGCCGAGCAAAUUGAGACUUCCCCUGUAGAGAAGGAGGAUCGUGAAAUCACUUACAAUAACAUCAAGGUCAAUAUUUCUAUUUUGCGUCCUGUUGGAUCCAAGGACAAGGUGUUGCCUGUCAUUCUGUUUCUACAUGGUGGAGGAUGGGUCUUUGGAGGCUACAAUAGUCAUAAAAUUCUCACAAAUGAGUUGGUGAAUUUGGUGCCUGCUUGUGUUAUUUUCGUGCAUUACUCAUUGAGUCCAGAGGUGAAAUAUCCAGUUGCAUUGGAAGAAUGUUAUGCGACUCUUUGCUGGAUCCAGGAAAAUGCCUCUUCACUCCAUGUCGAUGCCAACCGUUUGGCUGUAUCUGGAGACUCGGCUGGUGGUAAUCUAUCUGCUGCCCUGACAAUCCUAGCCAAAAGCCGUCAAAACAAGGGCAUCUCCUAUCAAAUUCUCUAUUAUCCAGUGCUUGGUGUUGAUUUUUACAAUGAAUCCUACACUCAAAACAAAGAUAACGUGUUCUUGCCUCGCACUACAAUGCAGUAUGUAUGGGAUGCUUACACAACAAGCAUAGAUCAACAUACUGUGCCUACGGUGGUACCCAUGUCAGCCUCAACAGAAGUAUUGCAAGAUCUACCACCCGCGCUCAUCAUUACUGCAGAGUCUGACGUGCUGAGAUCUGAAGGAGAAGCCUACGCCAAAAAGUUGAAUCAAGCUGGUGUAGAUGCGAUUUGCGUUAGAUACAACAGCAUUGGUCAUGGAUUUGUCUCGAUGCCUGUUUUGAGACCUCAAGGAGUUGCUGCUAUUGCUCAAACGGUAGAUUUAUUGAAGAAACACUGGAGUUCUGAUUCUAGACUAUAA
This is a messenger RNA of Mucor velutinosus, 966 nucleotides long. RefSeq names its product D-2-hydroxyglutarate dehydrogenase, mitochondrial (gene D2HGDH). Bases 1 to 966 code for a protein of 321 amino acids. Lineage: Eukaryota; Fungi; Mucoromycota; Mucoromycetes; Mucorales; Mucoraceae. The transcript has 4 exons. Gene Ontology annotation, molecular function: hydrolase activity. The record is from RefSeq and is a predicted model, not a curated record.